AUGAUAACGAAGGCAGUAGAAGCUAGUGGAACAGUUACUAUUACAACUGUAACCCAGCAACUAUUUCGAACAAAGAUGGAUUUUAAUGAAUGUUUCAUUCAUCCAAAGUCAUUCUCUUUAGACCCUAACAUUUAUACAGAACUUGUAGAACAUUAUACAAACGAGGCUUUAUGUUUUCCUGUUAAAGUUAUGGAUUGGAUUCCUAUGGACGGUUCAUUCUCAAAGAAUACAGAUAGUUCAAGUGCAACAUUUACAGCAGCUUAUACGCCUAUUAAUGUUAAAAGUAUUUGGGCACUAUUUAGAAAGAAAGACAACUAUUAUGUUAAUUUUGAGAACCCUAAGUUUAAAUAUCUUCAGCUUUCCAUGGGAGCUUAUGGAAAUAUGCCUGCAGAACCUGAAAAAUCAUAUGGACCUGUAUUUUAUGAAAUGGUUGCGAACGCCUGCAAUACAAACAAUGAUAUGAUAGGAUUUAAUGAAGAUGUUAUGAGGUCAUUGGUGGAUGAUGGUAGUGUGGAACAUAAAUGGGAUAGCUAUGACAACACACAUUUCUUAUGUGGUUUUCCAACAGAAGUGGACUUUUGCUUCCA
Messenger RNA from Trichomonas vaginalis G3, 587 nucleotides. RefSeq lists its product as uncharacterized. The transcript has a single exon. The record is from RefSeq and is a predicted model, not a curated record. Lineage: Eukaryota; Parabasalia; Trichomonadida; Trichomonadidae. The annotation marks the transcript as partial.